Messenger RNA from Drosophila gunungcola (fruit fly), 2108 nucleotides. Its product is annotated as neprilysin-4-like. Gene Ontology annotation, molecular function: metalloendopeptidase activity. NCBI's taxonomy places the organism in Eukaryota, Metazoa, Arthropoda, Insecta, Diptera, Drosophilidae. The transcript is spliced from 2 exons. Gene Ontology annotation, biological process: protein processing. Bases 78 to 2018 code for a protein of 646 amino acids. The record is from RefSeq and is a predicted model, not a curated record. Gene Ontology annotation, cellular component: plasma membrane.
UGAAGCGAGCAGUCCACCUUUAAUAGGUUCCGCGUUCUGUGAACGCCAUUUAUGUGCUGAUAAGAGUGUGUUAAGCCAUGAACAAGUUUUUGUGUUCGAUUAACUUUACCUCCGCCGGAUUAUGUGGAGCACUGAUCUUCUUUCUUCUGCUAGUAUUUUCUGGCAAAGGCGAUACCAGAACCGUUAGAGAUGUGCCUUAUAAAGCGAACAUAAAAGAAAAUAAAACUGCGGAUUAUUUACAAUCCUAUUCGAAUCUCAUGAAAUCCUACAUGAAUUUUAGUGUAGCUCCCUGUGAAGACUUUUAUGAGUACGCCUGCGGAAACUAUCGAUUCGCCAAGAGUGACCGGGACUCCAUAACUCGGAGGUACAAUAUGGCCGACAUCAGAUACACCCUGGCUGACAUCACCAGGCAACUGGUGGGCAGAAUGGAUCUGGCGGAGGCUCUCAAUGUGUCCAGUGAGCUGAUGGUGGCCCAGCGAUUCUACAAUGCCUGUCUGGGGGCCGAGCUCUAUCCAUUUCCCGCAGCCGAUCCCGCUUACCUAAGCCUCAUUCGGUCGAUCGGAGGUUUUCCCGCCGUCGAUGGUGCCGCCUGGAAUGCCUCCAACUUUAAAUGGAGGGACAUGAGCGACGACAUAAUCGCUUAUGGGGCAAAAGGUCUGUUUCAUAGAGAGGUCACACUAUUUUAUUCGUACAUCGUGUGGUCGCCUUUUGGUUUUGACACUCAAGUUAACAAGCACAACAUCGACAAUAAGACUUCUCGCUCCUAUCGAGCCAACGAGGAACGCAUGCGAGGCUAUCUAAGAGCCUUUAAACUGUCAGAGGAAAAAAUUGCUCAGGUAAUCGAAGGAGUGUUUGCCUUCUGGCGAGAGGCGUUGCAGAUUUUUGAGGAAACAGAUUUGUCUACUUUUACCGACAAGUUAAAUGAGGUUUGCGUCCGGCAUUCUGAGGCCUUGGCCAAUUAUCUGGCCAUGGACCUGCUCUUUCAUUUUGACGCCAAACUUUCGGCGUCCAAGUACCAAACGGAUUAUUGCGCCGCUAAACUGAUGACAUCCAUGUCGUUCCUCUUCGACAGGCUCUAUAUGGCGGAGUAUUUGCCUGAGGAAAAUGUAUUGGAAGUGUCUGAAAUUGUCCGGGAACUGCGGAUGAGCCUACGAAAGUCGCUUCAGGAAGCCGAUUGGCUGGACCCAAAGUCUCGAACGAAGGCCCUCCUCAAAGAAUCCGCCAUUGUGGCCCGUAUUGGAGCUUUCAGGGAUGACGAUUUAGCUGAUCGCUUAGUCCGGGAGAUUGGCAAGCUGAGAAUCUUUGAAGAUAGCUACGCGACGACUAACAUCCAUCUGAAUCGACUCGAGGUCGACCUCAAAGACUUCAGCAGCAAACACUCCGAGGAACUUUCCAACCUUACAAAGCCACAGGAUACACUGUUGGGGAUGCAAGUGCAAGCCAAUUACAUUCAAGACGACGACUCUAUUAUUAUCGGCGCCGGCCUCCUGUAUCCACCCGUCUAUCAUCGAUCAUGGCCCCUCUCCCUGAAAUUCGGAUCACUGGGUUUCCUUGUGGGUCACGAACUUACGCAUGAAUUUAACGAAGCAAAUGCAGAUGUGUUCAUGUGCUAUUUGAAUCACUAUAGUAAAUACCUCAUACCGGAAAUAAAUCGCCAUAUAGAUGGCGAGAUUGCAUCCAGAGAGAACCUCGGCGACAACGGCGGUGUAAAACUAGCCUUUGAGGCCUAUCGCAGUCAAAUGCAAAAGCAGCUGGAAAAGCCCGGACGGGAUAUAACGAGCGAACAGAUGCCAGGACUCGACCUUUUGCCGGAUCAGCUUUUCUUUUUGGGCUUUGCUCAGUUGUAUUGCGCCGACUACAAGGAGGAGCACUACUGGGAUCAUCUGAACGAUAAACACACCAUCGAAAAGUACCGGGUUCUGGGCGCCUUAUCCAACAGUGAGGACUUUUUCCAGGCUUUCAACUGCCCCGUGGGAAGUGGCAUGCGUCCCGCGGCCAAAACUUGCCAUGUAUGGUAGUUGUUUUUUUCAGUUGUAAUAUAACUACUUUCAAAUAUAUAGAUAUUGAGUUCCAAAAUUGUUGUUCCAAUGUUGUUGCUAUCUGUUCUU